GACUGCAUUAUCAAAGGCAACUGCGACAGUGAAUCUAUUGCGCAGCCCCCGGGGCGAAACUACUCAUCGCGCAUGGUCAAGCACGCCACUAAGUGUAGAACUUCACUUCCAGACAGCAUUUACAUCGCUCGGAAGGUAUCAAGCAUGCGCCAAGUGAUGAAUAUGCAGCUGUGACGCACACAAGAUAUGUGAUCAUGGUAUGUCACAGCCGCAUCGCGGGGUAAGUCUUUCUUCUACUGUCCUGAAUCCAGCUCCUAUCCACGGCGUGAUUACGGUUACCGCGGCCGAACUUGCACGUCAGACCUUCUCGAAGCCCAGUAAUCGACUCCCUCUAUCGGCGCGCAACCGGAUUAGUCGAUUUACGACGUGCUCCACCUCCGCAAUGGCGACCCCGACGCUCACAAAUCCUUCGCUGACAGCCGCCGUGUGCUCGCUCGAACACAGGGUAUGGGCAGCGCUCUGCAGCUCUGGCUCCGAUAUUAUCCCACUCUUGUCGAGCAACCCCGUCAUGAUAUUUCCGGGCGACAUGAUCCUUAGCUCUGUGUCCUCACCGACCGUUCACGAGAUGCUUCAGGGCCCCAAUUUCAGACCUUGGAAAUCGUAUACUCUCAGUCAUGACGAGGUGGUUCAGCUGGGCAAAGAUAGUGCGCUGAUUUAUUAUCGCGUGGAAGCUGUAAGAGACAAUGAGACAUUCAGAGCCAUUUGUUCGAGUGCAUGGGUUCUCGAAGGUUCCAGCGAGAGUCUGGCGGGAGAAUGGAAGAUUGCAAGCCAUCAGCAGACCCUGAUCUAGAUGAUAUAUGGUACUGGUAAUAUGAGAGUAUGCCAAGUGUGGCCUCGAGGUUGACUCGAUAAACGCUACUUAUCCAACCAGGAUCACAAACUAUAAUUAAACAUUUCCAAGCACAUCACCUUACUUACAG
This is a messenger RNA of Bipolaris sorokiniana ND90Pr, 920 nucleotides long. RefSeq lists its product as uncharacterized. The coding region runs from base 200 to 790 and encodes 196 amino acids. The transcript has 2 exons. The record is from RefSeq and is a predicted model, not a curated record. Lineage: Eukaryota; Fungi; Ascomycota; Dothideomycetes; Pleosporales; Pleosporaceae.